Molecule: messenger RNA, 2696 nt
Organism: Pocillopora verrucosa
Lineage: Eukaryota; Metazoa; Cnidaria; Anthozoa; Scleractinia; Pocilloporidae
Source: RefSeq, a predicted model, not a curated record
CCUGAAGCAGAUUAAUCGUGUGAAAGGGACCUAGAAGGUGAAAACCAUGCCGAAUAAAAAGAAAAACAAUCAAGCAAGGAACCCUUUUUACUUCUUUAUGGUUUCUUUGCGGCCCCAACUAGAAAGGCAGGGGGUAGUUUUAGAAAAUGGCAUGAGAUCAUUGGCAGAAAUUGCUGGCCCUCGAUGGAAGGAACUACCUGAGCAUGAGAAAGAGGUAUAUCAAGAAAUGGCUCGGCAAGACAAAGCAAAUAAGAAAUAUCGCCCUGGCCGAAAUGAUAAAAUGGACUGCACUGGAGAGUAUAUAUCUAGACGUGUAGAUACUGUAAGUUUGAAUGAAAAACGAAGGAAAGAAGAAAGAGAAGAAGUAAAGAGAGGUUGGUUACCGGGAAGAGCCAUAUGUGAUGAAAAGUUCUAUAUGAUUGGGUUCAUGUCCCUGUAUGAUCUUCCCGAUGAAGGAUUCCUUCCUUGUGAGUUAGGUGUAGUGGAAUAUUCGCUGAAUGGAGGAAUAAUGCGGAAGAUGCACUAUUUUAUCAAACCUGGAGAAAUAAGAGUAGGCCUUCGGUACACAGCUGUGAGUACAAGUAAGAAGUUUCAUAAGGUGAAUAUUGGUGACCUUUUCAAAACAAAAGUGAUGUUUAAAGUAUACAACAGAAUAAUGGUUGAUAUUUAUGAUUUUAGUAAGGAGUAAAAAGAACUUAAUUGAUUUUUAUCUCUCACUUUUCAGAUAUCAGAAACAAAACAAACUGAGUAUUGCCUUCAGUGGUUGGCUAGAAAAGCAGAAAUGCCAAACAAAUUGAAGAAAGUGUACGAGUUAGAGGGAGUAAUAUGUGACUUACACUCACAUUUCACGGCUGAAUCUGGUAGUACCAUGGGGAUUUCCAAGUCAAAGGCAACAGAGCUUAUCUCCAGUACUAUUUUUGAUUAUGAACCAAAUUCAAGGUGUGACUGGCACGAAAAACAGGAAGUAAAGUUCUGUGCUUUGGGAACAGUCUUGCGAUACUGCUACUGCAUAUCAGAUUUCUUGUGCUCAGUUUAUGGAAUCCCACUGACUCCAAACCAUGUACCAGAAAGACCAGAUGGAGUCUUCUGUACUGUGAUUAAGCCUGCAGAUAGCAAAGGAUCAUCCUCUCGAGAAGAAGCACAGCCCAGAUAUUCAAAUAGACCUGUGGAAGAUAAUAGGCCUUUUGCCUCAAGAGAUUAUCGCUAUUUUAAUGGUGGAGCCAGAAGUAAAGGUCUUUCCAGUAAUCAAGGUGUGUAUACUCGCUCAGGACCCACCUAUGACCAACAAAGUCUGCAUGAUGACAGUGAUGAUGACACUGUAUGCACGAGGAGAGCUCAAGCACCACCACAGUCUACAGCUUGGCAGUUUCCACAAAGUCGUCAGGCCCAAGCCCAGCAACCAACAUCUACCUUUGGAGUGGGUAGAGGAAGGGGAAGGGGACGUGGUAUUCAACUGUCACAGCCUCUUCGACGACCAAACCUUCCCGGCAUGGCAGCAAGAGGAGUCUUAGCUCAUCAAGAAACAUCUUGGAGCAGUAUUGCUAUCACGAAUAAAGCGUCACCCCUUGAAGGUAAUACGACAGCAUGGGCCGGAACAGAUUUUCCGCCACACCCAGUUGGCCGAGGUGCAUCACGACCAUUGAACAAUCAACCACGGGCCUAUGCUGGGGCAUUGAAUCCACCAGCUGCCGCUCAGGCACCAAUGCCGCCAACAGCCUGGCAACAACCAGCUUGGCAACAACCAGCCUGGCGACCAGGGAGUGGUGUAGCAUCACAGAUGAGUUCCCUUUCCUUGGAUGACUGACACUUUCUUCAGAAAUGUGUAAAUUUCACCAUGUCUCUUUGCAAGGCGUACUCUUUCAACAGAGUUAUGAAAUUUUCCUUCAUGUGAUCAGUAUGCUUAAAUCCUGAAAGCUCUGCUGAAAAAGAGAAGUCAGUCUAUGACGCCUUUCUACGAAAUAUAUUACUUAUAAUUUUGAUCUUUAAGAAAUCGCCAUUCCUUAUUUUUGAACCACAAAGUUCUAAGCCUAACGCACUAUCUGUUUUCGUAUAAUAAACUGAAUUCCACCUGCAUUUUGAUGGGUUCUCAAAAACGAUCUAGUAGAUGACGACACCAUGAACAACAGUUUUGCUUCUUACUUAUGUAGUAAAAAUAGAUUCCUUAUUGCCGUGUGUCUGUUUAGUAAUAACCACGACAGGACAAAUUGCCCAAUUCUAAGUUACACACGUUUACAACUGUGCUACAACUUUGCUCACGUGUUACAUAAAAGUACACUCGUUUUCAGCCAAUCAGAAGCGCGUAAUUUUUUUCAGGUACAUUAGCAAUGCAACAAAUGGGAAAUACAAAAUCCUUUUUUGAGAUUAUUUCUAACAGCUAUAAUUUAAUUUAUGUCAUUAUAUAGAUACUGAUGAAAUACCAGGAUAUUCCCUUUUACUGGAAAGUCAUAUCUUCAUCGCGCGCAGUGAAGAUACUAUUUUUAUCUUUCACGUGUGAGGAUAUUGGUGUUGCCGUGGUUACUAACAUGAUUAGCCAAUUACAAGAGAGCUUCCCGCUCAGGCACGUGGCUGGUUCGCACGUAUCCCCGCGCGGCCAUGUAAUAUCCUCUAUUUCUUAUUAUAUAAUAAGCUCAGUUAUGCACGCAUUCUGAUUGGUUCUCACUUAUGAACUAUUGGAGGAUAGACGUAUAGAUGACGUC